CUUUUCGCAGCGGACGAAGCUACACGGUACGUCUUGUGUGUUUUAUUACUGAAUUCCCAAAUCCAAUUGGAAAUUUAGUAUACAAAUUAUUAAGUUCGACAGCAGACAUAACAUAAAAAAUGUGCAUUGGAAUUAUAAUUAUAUUUUAAACACAUUCGGUUCAGAAAAUGUCCAAACAUUGGUGACAUUUGCCACGUCAAGUUCGUGCAGCAAAAAUACAAGUGAAAGGAGAAAGCAUAAAAACGGAUACAAAACCAUCCAUCACCCGCCUAACUAAUCUAGAAGCUACUUGAAACCAUGGAUAAAGUUGUUAAAUUUUGUGAACCUGGCCGUGCCUUCGCCAAGGACUCCAUCCGUUUGGUUAAACGAUGCACGAAACCUGACCGUAAGGAGUUCCAGAAAAUCGCCAUUGCUACAGCUAUUGGAUUCUGUAUUAUGGGCUUCAUAGGUUUCUUUGUGAAACUUAUCCACAUUCCCAUCAACAAUAUCAUUGUGGGCUCAUAAUAUGUCCAGCGGCUGCAUCAGCUAUUUAUUCAUACAUACAUGAAUUCAUACUUACCUAACGAUAGAUACUUUACAAUACCCUCAAUAUUUGUUUGUAUAAAAACAGCAUUGGGUUUAAUUUUUGUAUUCAUUUAGAAAUAAGAUAUUAAAUAUUUGCAUGUAGAGAGAUUAUAAACGAUUCAUAUCUUGUAUUUCUACCCUGAACACAACAGAAUUUGUCAAACUUGCGGCUUAUCCCGAUAGGUUGGAUCUACGUAGGAUUUUUGUUUAAUAAAAAAUGGACAAAAUCAA
Messenger RNA from Rhagoletis zephyria (snowberry fruit fly), 795 nucleotides. Its product is annotated as protein transport protein Sec61 gamma-2 subunit. The record is from RefSeq and is a predicted model, not a curated record. Gene Ontology annotation, molecular function: transmembrane protein transporter activity. Gene Ontology annotation, biological process: intracellular protein transport; protein targeting. Gene Ontology annotation, cellular component: membrane. NCBI's taxonomy places the organism in Eukaryota, Metazoa, Arthropoda, Insecta, Diptera, Tephritidae.